Messenger RNA from Clupea harengus (Atlantic herring), 8165 nucleotides. It is a transcript of the gene acvr2ba, whose product is annotated as activin A receptor type 2Ba. The record is from RefSeq and is a predicted model, not a curated record. Gene Ontology annotation, molecular function: activin receptor activity; ATP binding; activin binding. Gene Ontology annotation, biological process: activin receptor signaling pathway; protein phosphorylation; cellular response to growth factor stimulus. Gene Ontology annotation, cellular component: activin receptor complex; plasma membrane. Lineage: Eukaryota; Metazoa; Chordata; Actinopteri; Clupeiformes; Clupeidae.
UGGCUGUGCUUACUCUCCUCUCAGAAGCCAUUUUGGACUCAGUUCAGUUUCUUGUAUGUCAAAUUCGGACCCUGUCCCUUGCCGUUCUCGGUUUCAGAGAGGAAAAGGUGAACGUACACCACGAAGAACGACUAUCCGACACCUGUAUAAUUAGAACUGAUUAGUUUUUUGUUUUGUUCGUCAUUCUGGAGUAGGUCGACCUUUUCCAAAUGGAUUUGUGUACAUUCUAAAGUUGUUAUAGCCCGUGCAAUUUUGUUGCAUUGGGGGCUGUACGCACAAAAGCAAGGCAAACUCUCGGUGCGGUGGACAUCGAAGGCCGUGGGUCAUUUGGCUCGUAGUGUUGUACCGAUCAUCUUGUUUAAAUGUUCGCGAAGGAAACGAGAUUACAAAGUGGAAAAUCCGGUGCGAUUUUUUUUCAAUAAAGGAAUAUGUUUGCCUCCUGGGUGACUUUUUCACUUCUUCUGGGAACUUUUUGUGCAGGACCCAGCCAUGGAGAGGUGGACACCCAUGAGUGCCUGUACUACAACAUCAACUGGGAGAUCGAGAAGACCAACCAGAGCGGGGCUGGAGCGCUGCGAGGGGGAGAAGGACAAGCGCUCGCACUGCUACGCUUCCUGGCGGAACAACUCCGGCACCAUUGAGUUGGUGAAGAAAGGAUGCUGGUUGGAUGACUUCAACUGCUACAACAGGCAAGAGUGUGUGGCCACAGAGGAGAACCCGCAGGUGUUCUUCUGCUGCUGUGAGGGCAACUUCUGCAACGAGCGCUUCACCCAUCUGCCCGACGUCAACGGACCAGCGAUCAAGCCCCCUCCCCCGAUCCCCUCGCUACUGAACGUGCUGGUCUACUCCCUGCUCCCCAUCACCAUGCUGUCUAUGGCCCUGCUGCUGGCUUUCUGGAUGUACCGCCACCGCAAGCCGCCCUAUGGCCACGUGGACAUCAAUGAGGACCCUGGCCUUCCUCCACCCUCUCCAUCGGUUUGUCUCAAACCCCUGCAGUUACUGGAGAUCAAAGCUAGGGGGCGCUUUGGCUGCGUGUGGAAGGCGCAGAUGAUGAAUGAGUAUGUAGCUGUGAAGGUCUUCCCUAUUCAGGAUAAGCUGUCGUGGCAGAAUGAGCGGGACAUCUUCUGUAUGGACGGGAUGAAGCAUGACAACCUCUUGCGCUUCAUCGCGGCAGAGAAGCGUGGGGCCAACAUGGAGAUCGAGUUCUGGCUCAUCACCGAAUUUCAUGAAAGGGGUUCCCUGACCGAUUACCUGAAGGGGAACGCACUGAGCUGGCAUGACAUGUGUCACAUUGCAGAAACCAUGGCCUGUGGCCUGGCCUACCUGCAUGAAGACGUGCCGCGCUGUAAGGGAGAGGGACCCAAGCCAGCCAUCGCUCACAGGGACUUCAAGAGUAAAAAUGUCAUGCUGAGAACCGACCUCACAGCGAUCGUUGGUGACUUCGGCCUGGCCGUGCGGUUUGAGCCAGGGAAGCCGCCCGGAGACACCCACGGACAGGUGGGGACAAGAAGGUAUAUGGCACCUGAGGUGCUGGAGGGAGCCAUCAACUUCCAGAGGGACGCCUUCUUGAGAAUAGACAUGUACGCCAUGGGCCUGGUGCUCUGGGAGCUGGCGUCGCGCUGCAAAGCAGCCGAUGGCCCUGUAGACGAGUACGUGCUGCCUUUCGAGGAGGAGAUUGGGAAGCACCCGUCCCUGGAGGACCUUCAGGACGUUGUGGUCCACAAAAAAAUGCGGCCAGUGUUCAAGGACUGCUGGCUUAAACACGUUGGCCUGGAGACGUUGUGCGAGACGAUAGAGGAGUGCUGGGACCAUGAUGCAGAGGCCCGUCUCUCAGCUGGCUGUGUUGAGGAGCGGAUCUCCCAGAUCCGCCGGCUCACCAGUGCCACUACCUCGGACUGCCUGGUUUCUAUGGUGACUUCGGUCACUAACGUGGACUUGCCACCCAAAGAGUCCAGUAUCUGAGUCCUACCCUCCUUUCCUUUUUUCGUCUAUGACACAGAAUUCAAAACAACAUCAACAAAUGGAAAAGACAUACCAUGAAACAUUGUGAGGCAAGCAAGCAAAAUGAAACAACCUUCGUCUUUCCAGACUCAGCGGAUCUCAGACAACAACAUGAAUGCAGCUGCUAUUUUAUCCGACAUUUUUUAAUUUUUUCUUUUCUGAUCGGAUCAAUAUUACCAGCACACUUCUCUACUGUAUUUUUAUGAAGAGAGGAAAAAAAGAAUAAAAAAAAACAGCAAAUGGACAUCUCAAAGCGCAUUCAGGUGCCGACUUAUGAAUGCUGACAAGGUGCAGGUACCUCAACCUCUUCAUUUCAGUUCAUUUUUCUCUUUUUUUUAGUUUAUAUCUAUUCCUAUUUUUCUGUCUUCUGUACAAGAUUGCCUGUGACAACCAACAAACCAAGCAACCAUCUACCAUGUUGGACAAUACAAUAAUGCUGCAAAACCUUGGAGGAACAUUUAAGACUGUUACACACAACUUUCCUCAAGGGAUUUUUUUUGUUUGUUUCUGAACAUUUUUAUUUUUUCCUGACAGCAUGUGCUAUACAAAACUACGGUAAACGUGUCUUUUUACGGAACUAACGGGUGUCACUAGAACACAGAAAAAGUUGGAAGACAAGACUAAUUUCUUUUUUAUUGUUUUGGUUGUGUGGUGUGAAGACUGGGAUGGGAUUAGCGAGGGAUUGGAUGAAGGUCAUUUCUUUUCCAUGACAAAAGGCUUAAAAGAAAUGUUCAAGCUAGUUAAAAAGAAAAUGGCUUGCAUUUAGAGUUUGGCUAGUGCAGUGUCAGGGACAGUGCAUCUUAUUUGGUACGGAACUACUUCUCAGGUAACCAGUCUCAAGGGGGAUGUGGGGGUUACGUCUUUUUAACGUCGUGUAGCGAAAGAAGGCCGACCCUUCAGGCAUGAGGAGUUAGGCAGGGGAGGGGGCUACCUGAUGACUUCUGUGGCUCAGUUAGCCCCAUGGGUUGAUGAGCCAGACUGGAAGUUGAAGGUGCCCAGUAAAUUAGAACACUAAAAACAACUAAAACAAUAUGUGCAAGACCAUGGUGAGGAGGGUUGGCUGUGAGUGAGUGAGUGAGUGAGUGAGUGAGUGAACGAAUGUAUGCGAAAGAGUCUGAACAAGGAAGUGGGAAGACGACCAUGAAACAGGUGUCGGCCUAGAUGGCUGUCAGCAGAUAAAUGUGUCAUGUUGGCUUUUACUUAGGUUUUUUUAUUCGUUUUGGUAUGUUUUUGUCCGCGUUUUUUCUUUUUCUUCAAUCCAGAAUACAUUUUGGAUGUCGGGAGUUAAGGACCUAGAUUCUGACAACAGAGGCCAGCCUCAUUCCUCAUAAAAGCCUGAAUCUUCAACUAGUGUUGGACAUGAAGAUGGAUUCCAGUACAUGCAUCUUGGCCGGGUCCCUUCGUAUUUUACCUCUUUCUCACAGGGACCAAAUUUUUAGUUGCGACCUCAAUGGUCCUGAAUUGUAGAGACAUCUCCACAUGGCAAUGGAUGAGACAGAGAAGAAGAAGAAGAAGAAGAAAAAAAAGAGUUCAAACUUCACUUCAUGACUGAAUGGCCACCUUCUAUUUGAAUAAGAGGAGAGAAAAAGAGAAGGAAAAAAAGAAAACAAGGAUCAUUAUUGUUCUUUGUCUUAAACCUGGCACGUGAGAAACCACAUUUCUGUAUGCCAUAAUGUAACAGUGAAUGUCCACAAUGCUGCUGUUUCAACUCAAAGAUGAAUAUAUUUCUAUAUAUAUUCCUUUUUUUCUGUGCAUUACACAUACAAUUCUCAGUAGAAACUGCAUACAAAUGCAUAUAUUUGUCAACAGAAAUGUCAAGGCUUCCGAGGUGAACCAGAACAUCAUAAAACAAUAAAGUCUAGAACUGAAAGAACCGAACGAAAACAAUAAAGUCUAGAACUGAAAGAACCGAACGAAAAAUGCUAAAAAAAAAACUAAAAACUAAAAAAAAAACACCAGAUAAUUCUUCAUGAACCACAGACCACCUCAAACCAGAAAUACCUCAGAUUUUUCUAUGUGUAUGACUUCUGUUAUAUAUUUUGUUAGUUGUGUUCACUUGUAGUAAGUAUAUUUUAAUGUAAGUUGGCUUUUAUGAUUAGGGAGUUUUGGAAACAUUAAAAAAAGUCCAAAAUCUUUUAAGAAGUGCUACAAAGUUAUGUUGCAUUAUGUGAGAGAAAUCAUGUAAAUAGCUGUAUACAACCUUCGAAUUCUGCCUGUUGAUGACACCUGGGCAUUAUUCAUUAUCUGUGCUGGCUGUUUCCUCUAACGUUCUUUUACUGUCUGUACCUACAAGGGACAUUGAACCUUGAUCUGUUUGGCUAUAAAUCAACUAUAACAAAAAAAUCUAAAAAUCUCCUCAGAUUUGCGCCCCCCCCCCCUCCUAUCUCUCCUUACUGUAGCAUAGUAUUUUAUUUGCACAACCCCAAAAUGCUGUCCCUUAUUCUUGUCAUUUGUUUCCUUAAAUGACAUUCUCUAAAAGCAUACUUAUGAAUUGGCAUGAAGGCAGAGUGGCUCUUUCAUUGCUUAACUCACACAAAGUGACCUCACCAAAUUUACCAUUGCUAAAAAUUCUUUGGUUAAAUACCAGCUCUAGUCUUUAAAAAAAAAAAAGAAAAAAAAAGAUGAUUGAUUCUUUGACAGAGCUGGUUGUUCCAAAAGGGAGGGCAGUAAGUCAAAGGUUUGGCGUCCCACCCCUCCGCUGUCCCUGGCGCAUAGAUAGGCUACGCGAGGCUCUGCAGCGGCUGCUUCCGACACCCAUCUCACCCCAAACGAAGAGCUUUAAUUUAUUCUUCAUGGUGCCAUGUGUUAGCUCUGGGUUCUGCACCGCCGCCACCCGAUGCGUAGUAGAGCAUAUGCUGUAUUUGUGAACGGUGACAGAAUAGAUUGAUAGUCAGAAGUCCUUGAAUCUUUGGUCAUCAUGGAGCCCUGUUUCGGCGUCCUACUUCCGGAUGGAUGCGUGGUUAGUUCGGCCCCGGGGUACUAGAGCUGUUUUGGCUUCAUUUGCUGUGAGAAUGCUUUAGUAGGUCUUCAUUUCAACUCCGAAAAGAUGAUGAAAAGUUUGAAGCCCUUCCCCAAUGAAGCUUAUUGCCAAUAAGUGAAAGGAAAGGAAUUGCCCCCACUGCCAAAGUAGUUUAAUUUGCAAAGGCGUUUCAUUAUGAUACAGUAUACUAGGGUACCAGUUUUCUAAAAGAAUCAAAAGCAUUUGUUUUGGUCGUUGGCAUAAUUCGCUCUACCAGUGCCCUCAGAAGAGUCUCCGCUCUUGGCCCCUGUUUCUGCUGACUGGUGCUUUGAAUAGUUGCCAAUUGUGACAGACCACGUAGCAAGCAAUAUCUUCUGAAAUCGAUUUCUGUUGUUUUCUAAACGGAGUGUACUCAGAGGUACUGUGAGAUCCUUUAGCAACCAACCAAAUCCACUGUACUUCAGGUGUGCUGUGUCUUGAUUACGUCCGGAUGGUUCUGAUGUAUGUCAGUCCUUGUUAAUGUUUUGGUGAUUUGUUGAUGGAUUUGUUUCCAUUUAAUCGAUUACUGACAUCAUUUUGUGUAUCAUUUGAGAAGAUGUAGCCAAAAUCCUUGCAUUUUUUAAAUCUGCAAGAGGGUAACCAAAGUCUUCUGUCUGUCUGUUUGGAAGAGAGGUUGAUCUCUGUGCCCUCUCUUUGAAGCUCCUCAUAAAUUUGCAAAAUGAUUCAAUUGGCAUCAAAGCGUCCAUGAAAGUCAUGUGAGACCUCUUUCAAGAUGAUGGCUGUAAGAUUGUAAGACGAUUAGCUCAUCAGUAUUCAAAUCUCCUAUGCUCAUUUAGGUAACUCCAUCAGCUCAGAGACACCUAAAUGUUUAUAUUAAGUAAAAAAGAAACUCAGACAUGAUUGGCUGUACUAAACAACUGUGCUGGUUUAAGUCACCCACGUUACAAAUUUGCUGUUACACAUGGUCAGAAAUAUCUUAUUUACACAAGGCUGAGCUAUGUUACUAUGUAUUAGCAAUACUGACUGAGGUUGUAUGGUUUUCCGUGGCAACGGAAGAGACCUGUAUUUCCCUGGUGUUUCAUCAUAUUUCGGUUUCCCCCCUGUUAUGCCAAAAGGAAUAGUCCUCUCUGUGAAUUGAGAUGUGCUGAGGUUAGGGUUUGGGAUAAUGUAUCUUUUCAACAUGACAGGAGUCGUUCCAAAAAUGUUUUUAGCUUUAGUGCUGCAAAUGUAGAUGUGCAAGUACAGAGCAGACGUGCCCGUGAGACGGGGUCCAUGUUGACCAAGAUGGCCUCUCCGGAGGAUGAAAUGCAUCCAAUAUCAGCAACAGUCCAAACCUCUGACUAGCCGGAGGUGUUCUGAUGUUGUGCCUUUGUUUUCUUCAUCACAUCCCAUCACAUCACUGAAGCAGCCUCUGCAAAAGCCUCGCCCUUGUUGUUUUGCUUCCUCUCUUGUUGUUCUUGUCAUAGUACCACAAAAAGUUUUAAAAAAAAAAAGACAAAAAAAAACCCACCAUAUAUAAUAUAAAUCUCUAAAAAGUGACCAGCUGUAAUUCUGGAUGCAGUCUUAGAUCCAGGUUUUCAGGAACCAAUUACCUCAGACCUCAUGUGAAAACAGUGUUGCUAGCUGGAUAGUCGUAGAUACUAUGAUUAAGUGAUGUACACUUUCGUCUUACGAACAGGAAAACCUCUUUUGUACUGGUGUAACAUAUGACCAUGCACCCCUUGACAAUGUGAAAACCUCUUCCUCAUUGAGCUUCUGACCUCUGACCUCUGUUUGAGAUGACAGAAAUGGUACUGGAUGGUAGGCUUCUGGGCGUUCCCUGUGAGUCUGAGUCACCAUGAAAGGGAUUUACAGAAGGACGCCGAGAAGCAAAUGCAACAUGCAACUGGCUCUCAGAGAUUAUCAAUUGGCUCAACAAAAAAAUGAAACGCUAACAAAACAACCAAAUGGGAAUUUGUGUCCGGGAAUUAGAAACUUUAAGGGACAGGUCAAAAAAAAUGUAAAGACAAAAUUAUUCCCUCAUGUUCACUUUGGCAACAAGCUUCUCUUUUUGAUUUUUUUUUCUUUGAAUAUGUUGGUCUCAUAUGUGCCAUUCACACCAAUGUAUCCUUAUCAAGUAUUUCCCAAUGUAAGCUAUUGUUUUGACUGCACAAUAGAAAUCUGAAGCAAACAUACAUGGAUAAGUGGAUGAUUUAAUAUAUUACCUCAGUUAAAUCAGUUAAUUCAGUUCAGGUAUCAAAAACUGUUCUUAUCAUAGCAGUUGCUACACAGUACUACUUCCGUGGCCUCACACAACUUCUGGAAUGUAUGAUACCUGGAAUUCUCUUUAUUUGGCCAAUGUCCCCAUCAGUACCAUGUUUUUGUCCAAACGGGUCUUGGUCACCAUAGAAGGAUACUGGAAGAAAUCAGUGGCCUCCUAGAAUGAUACCAGUGACUUUGCAACCACUUUGAGUAAAAAUGCUGUAUUCCUCUGUAUUCACAGAUACACGGUCUUUGUUUUUUCUAUUAGUCUUCAGGUCUCAUGUCACGGUCCAUAUUGUGUUGGCCAAGACGGUUCCAAAGGAGGUUUUCUUUCUUGUCUUGUCAAGGGGUCAUAUUUAAAGUGCUGUUUCUAUACCAGGAUAUGUGAAAUGUAAAUGUUGUAGGGUAUGUUUCACUAUUGUAGCUAAAUUGUAGAACAGAGACGGCUUGUACUACUGAUUUUAACAUAAAUAUACUAAAAAAAAAUCUGUAUGAGACAAAAUUGUAUACAGAGUUGAGCUUGUUGCUGUAACCCCUCUUUCAAUUGAAGAGUAUGUUAAAAGAGAAAAAAAAAAGGUUUUAUAUAUAUGAAAUGCCCAGGAAAAAUCCAACAUCCAUUGUAUUGCUGAGUUGUAUGAACUGAGGACUUUCUGAACGAUCAUUGUAACAUAGUUCUUUAAUUUGCAGUGGAUCAUUGUUCCUUUUUACUGUGGUAAUUAUUUUAGAGCUCAGUAUCCAGAGUUUGAGAUAGAUUUGCCUAGAUUUCGGGAUGUGGUUGUUUCAGCUCUGCUCUGGCGCCAGAUUAAACCAGUAUGAAUGUAGUAUUUGCCCAGUGUGAAACAACUACACCCUGACUGUUAGAGAAAAAAAAUACUAGAAAGGAUUAUUUCAAUUUUAUCUUUUUGUAUAUGAAAGUAAACAAUAAAAUACUGAUAAAGCAUUUCUUUAUCAUGUGUUUCCUCUU